Molecule: messenger RNA, 2414 nt
Organism: Pichia membranifaciens NRRL Y-2026
Lineage: Eukaryota; Fungi; Ascomycota; Pichiomycetes; Pichiales; Pichiaceae
Exons: 1
Coding region: 5-2359 (784 amino acids)
Source: RefSeq, a predicted model, not a curated record
GCCGAUGAAAGGGGAUAUAUUUGGUAACAAAGUGGAUGACAUGGUAGGAAUCUCUUUCAAAUGCCAGAAAUCAGAUUUUCACACAUCUCUGGAAAAGUACAGAAACAUUUCAUCAUUGCACAUAUCAACUAUUGGAUUUGCUAACAUCUCAAAUUGGAAGAGCUGCAACGCCCGCAAUGACCAAAUCUGUCAGGGAGGCACCUCCUUCAUAACUAUUGUGAUUCACGACAAAGCUAUAGUGAACUCCUUGUGUGGACAGUUGAGUUCGAAAAGUCGAAACUUUGGUGUUUAUAUUUCAGUGUCAAACGAUAACAGAAUCAAGGACAUCCUGGAUUUUGGCUUAUUGGCCCCUACCGCUGAUGAAUGCAUGUGGUGUAUUAGGAUACUUAACAACAAUCCCGUAAGCGCUUCAGUUGAUUCAUGUAUAGCUCCUUUCCGAAUAUCCCCAGUAUAUCCAUCGGCUCGGGAUUUUGAGUUUUUGAUAUCCAAAAGACAGCCAGUAAUUGCUUCCCCUCUUGUGAUCAAUGAUUCAUACAGCCAGUUGCUAGAAUCCGCAAGCAUGUGUGCUGCUGAUUUGCUUGACAUCACUCAGUUGGAUAUAGGAGUAAGACCUAUAGACAGCAGCAAUUUGACGUUAUCUUCAACUUCUCCAGAAAAAGUUUUAAAAACCAUAGACCCACUCCAAUUUUUAACUGAUAAGUACUUCACAACUUUAUACAGUGCUUCCACUAUGCUUGAGCAUUUUGUGAAGUCUUCAAUACCUAAAAUGAAUUUGUUGAGGCGUGAUAACCUGAAGUUGGCUAAAGAUUGUCUCUCUAGAUUACUAAUUGAAACACUCUCAGAUUUUGACAGAAGAUAUGAUGUUCAAAAUGAACAUCAAGGUAUUUUGAAGCUAGAUAACUUCCAAAAGGUUUGGCUUUCUGAUGAAAAACUAUUAGAUGAAAUGGAGAGAAGUUUUAGACUGGAUCACCUGAAGCAGCAAAACUUUACCCAAAAUAUGGAUUUGGAUAAAUUGAAUGAAUUUAUGGAUAAAAUGAAACUUAAAGAUUUGAAGCUACAAAUCUUAUUAGAUCUGGAGCUAUUAAGGAUACUAAAGUAUGAGAAUGAGUCAGAAAAAAAAGAAGUUCAGGAAAAUGAUGAGAAAACUGUAGUCGAGUCAAGGAAAGAAAAACGACCUUCUCUGGUUUCAAAACGCUAUUCUGGUAGUCUGGUCGGAAAGAAAAAAAGGCUUAUUCCUACUUUGUUAGGCACGGUUAUUCCAACCAGUAUGGAUUUUGACGUUGAUUUCAGAUUUGCUCCAGAAGAAGAUAAGAAAAGGUACCUAACAAUUGAUGCAGUAGAGAAAUUAGUAAAAAUCUUUUUCGACAAACUAUGUGUUUAUGAUGCAAUUAUGGGAUUGGAUUAUAAAGAUCUGAACUCUUCCUGGGGAUUUCUGUCAAACUGUGUUAUUCCCUUUUAUGGUAAAGAUCAUCGGCAGUUAUUAAAGCUUUUGGCAAUCAAAUCAAGAGGACCAGCGUUUACUCUGAAGAUUAAAUCUAGAAGAGAACAGAAGCAACGCCAAGAGAGACGGAAAGAAAAAUUGGAAAAAGCUAAAGAUGCAAGCUAUAAAACUGUAAAUACAGAAAGAAAGACCUCCAGUAUUGAUCUUUCAAAAAUAAGGUUGAAACGUUCACACUCGAGUUUCAAUAAUUCUAAAGCAGAUCUCUCACGAAAAACUAUUAGUAUGGUGAACUCUACCUCAAUGGUGUCCUCGGCGGGAGAUUUAGGUCCUUCAAACGAUUUACUUCAUCCCCCAGAUUUAGCCUACUCGGCUGAUACGAAAUUUCCUGUGGAAAUUAAAGGAUUCAUGAAAAGCAAAAAACGAAAACUCCAAGCUCCUAAAAGGAAGCCCCCAAAACUACAGUCUGACAAAUCUGAUUUCUCGGUGAAAACCGAAACAAACGCUGUGAAUAAAUUGGAUAUUCAUGAAGUACAAGAGGAAAUGUUUCGUCGUAAUCAAGUUAUUGAAGCGACUCCAAGAAAGAACACUUCUGCCUCGUUGGAUUAUUUGACCGGAGACUUAGUUUCUAUUAUCUCCCCUUACCAAGAAAAAUCAAGUAGAAAGCAAGACAUAGAUCCAACAACAACACAGAUAACGGAAACGCCUGCUUUUGAAAGGGUUCAGAUUCGCCCAGGAGUUUUUGAGAUUGGCUCUUCGCCGUUAAAAUCAAGUGACUCUCCUCACAUAAAAAGUAGCAAAGUAAACGAGCAAUGGACGGGAAAAGGACAACAAAUAUAUCCUUCCACCACAAAGCUUUCAGUCUCUACUUCAACAGCACAUUCUAAGAAGACUACAAAGAGGAAACUUGACUUUAGUUAAAUUCAUUCAAAGUUACAUGUUCGAUUACUAUACAGUUUUAUCUUUUUAUUUCCAU